Rhodofomes roseus is the source of this 1272-nucleotide messenger RNA. RefSeq lists its product as uncharacterized. The transcript is spliced from 13 exons. Bases 138 to 1112 code for a protein of 324 amino acids. Lineage: Eukaryota; Fungi; Basidiomycota; Agaricomycetes; Polyporales; Fomitopsidaceae. The record is from RefSeq and is a predicted model, not a curated record.
UUCAACUGCAUAUUGUUCGGGGUGAGUGCGAGCCAUUUAAGUCAGAUGAAGCUGCGCGCUCACGCAUCGUAGGUCAUGGUCAUGCAGGUACGGCUUUGCACACGGACGUAGGGGCGAGGCGACUCAUAGGCUGCCAGAUGUUCAUUUAUUUCCAGACAUACUCGAAGGAUAUUACUUGGAUACGCUACUUCGUGAUCUAUCUCUUCAUAGUCGAAACAGUGAAUACUGCGUGUGAUAUGUAUCUGAUCUACCAGCCCUUGGUCCAAGAAUUUGGAACGGUUGAGGCAGUGACGUUCUUCCCGACGAUGUUGGCCGCUUCACCCAUUGUUACGGUCCUCAUAUCCACCCCAGUCCAGAUAUUCACGGCGUGGCGGAUCAGCAUAGUGUCUCAGAGCAAGAUAAUUGCAAUCCUUAUUUGUCUCUUCUCCCUAGUCUCCUUCGGUGCCGCGCUCAAGGUCACGAUUAACGUCGCCACUCUGAAGUUGUUCGCGGCCAAGUUUACGUUCAACUUCAACUUCACGGGUGGGGUCUGGUUUGUCGCGUCGGCGAUCGCUGAUAUCCUCAUCACUGUAACACUCGUGUGGAGCUUGACGGUCCGGAAGACGUUCCAUGUUAGUACGAACGUGUCAAUCAACAGGAUCGUCCGUUUGACGGUGCAAACUGGACUUGUCACCAUGUUCUUUGCGUUGGCCGAUCUACUUCUGUUCACCAUAGACUCGAAAACCGCCGUGAGCUUUGCAUGGGACUUUUCUAUCUCCAAGCUGUACACGAAUGCACUCCUCAGCACGCUGAACGCGCGCGUCGGCUGGAACAAUAUCAACUCGUCUGAACAGGAACCGGAUAACGUGCUGUUCGGCAGGUCAACCUUCGGUGGCACCUCGCGUGCGUCGACGAGCGUCACGAUGUCUGGCAGUACCUACCAGCCGAAGAGCCUCAGGCACAAUGUCACAAUCGGCAGCGGCAGCUCAAGAGCGCCUGUCGAGUCAUUCGAGCUCGAAAGUGGCACCUACUACAAGCCAGGCGACGUCGGCAUUGAAGUCUCCACGGAUGUUGUCACGGACAGUGCGCAGAGUCCCCGCCGCUUCUAUCCACCGGAGAGACCCACACAGUAGAUGUUAUGACGAGAUGAUGGCCAUAAUUUAGCGCAGACGAUACUUGACGACUGGUUUGUGGGUGUUCAUGGAAUAUCUUGAUCCCAUACCCUGUACAACGAGGAGACCAGCUAUGCAUGCUUAUAUAUAUUCACACCGUCUCUAUGAUUCCACGACUACA